GGAACGUACUUGGUGAUCCCGUAUCCUGCCUUGCAUAACGAGGCAGUAACAAAGUAGCAAAGCGUGGAACGUGGAACAAAAGUGUGACUAAGUUCGGUUCACCGGGGGGCGUUUUCGUGACCACUUUACGAUGUGUACAGUUUCCUUCGGUGCAUGAGAAAGCCCAUGACGUGUUAAUUAAACUGAAUAGUGAAUUGUUGAUUAAUUGUAGUGAAUCGUGAAGAGUAUCGACACGGCGAUCAACAUUGUGCGCGAUCGCGUCCUAUGCGCGUGUGACGUGGCGUAGCUGGCACUAGGCGCCCAACAUCUGCUCCGCUGGCCGGACAGUAUGGAAAAGUUUCCCCUGAAAGGAACGACGAAUCUUACGCUAGCAUCCGCCAACAGUAAUCAUCCACUGAGCGUUGCAGAUCACACCUCUUAUCAGGCGGUCAGCAGUAAGACAGCCAAGGCAGCCAACAGCACACGGGGCGGCGUAAAUACCACUUCGCUCACACAUCCGGAACCGCUUGGACCGGCACCGGUGGUGUACCCCACCGGCGGCGGCGAGGCAGACGAGGACAAUAUGAUCGACAUUACGCCCGGCAACGGUGGCGUCACAAAUCCCAACUAUCCGUACCACACGAGCUCGAACGGUCCCGGGACGCGCCAGGAUGGUGUCGGUGGAGUGAGCAGCGCCACACACUCGAUAGGUGGCGGAGGCAGCGGCAGCGAAGGAAGUGGUAAUGGGCGCGGUAACACCGGAGCAGGUGGUAGCGCAGGACACGAGGGAAUAUCGCCCACGCAUAAUCGCUUCGGGCGCGAUUUUCAUCACUCCGAUCACGAAGAUCCUUUAACCGUCUCAUUUUCCGGUAAAGCAGAAGGUAUCUCUUUCGCCGGAAUGACGGACACCAGUGACGAUAUUCCCGGAAUCGGACAGUAUGAAGACUUUCACACGAUCGACUGGCAGCGGGAUAUUGCCCGCGAUCGCAUGCGGCAUCGUUAUAUCAUGAAGAAGCGGCAGGAUUCGUUCCUCGAUCUCCUAAAGGGUGCUCACGAUGCGUGGUCCGGAUGGGUGUGCGUGUUGCUGGUCGGUCUGUUCACGGGCUGUGUGGCCGGUGUGAUCGAUAUCGGUGCGAGCUGGAUGACGGACCUGAAGUUCGGUAUCUGUCCGCAAGCGUUCUGGCUAAACCGCGAACAGUGCUGUUGGUCGUCGAACGAAACGUCCUUCGAUAGUGGGAACUGCUCGCAGUGGUACGCCUGGUCGGAGAUCUUCACCUCCUCUCGGGAAGGUUUCGGGGCGUACGUCAUCUCCUACUUCUUCUACAUCAUGUGGGCGAUGCUGUUCGCGCUGCUGGCCGCCUCGCUCGUGCGCAUGUUUGCACCGUACGCCUGCGGGUCCGGUAUUCCCGAGAUCAAAACCAUCCUGUCCGGGUUUAUCAUCCGCAGCUAUCUGGGCAAGUGGACCCUGAUCAUCAAGUCCGUCGGUAUCAUGCUGUCAGUAUCGGCUGGCCUCAGCCUGGGUAAGGAGGGCCCGAUGGUACACAUUGCCAGCUGUAUCGGCAACAUCCUGUCGUACCUUUUCCCAAAGUACGGUCGCAAUGAAGCGAAAAAGAGGGAAAUUCUUUCGGCAGCGGCGGCCGCCGGUGUUUCGGUGGCUUUCGGUGCGCCCAUUGGCGGUGUGCUCUUCAGUCUGGAGGAGGUUUCGUACUACUUUCCGCUCAAAACUCUCUGGCGAUCGUUCUUCUGUGCGCUCAUUGCCGCCUUCAUCCUGCGCUCGAUCAACCCGUUUGGCAACGAACAUUCGGUACUGUUCUACGUCGAGUACAACAAACCGUGGAUCUUUUUCGAACUCGUUCCCUUCAUUGGGCUGGGCAUUAUCGGCGGUGUCAUCGCUACGGUAUUUAUCAAGGCAAACCUUUGGUGGUGUCGGUUCCGCAAGUACAGCAAGCUGGGCCAAUACCCCGUGUCCGAGGUGUUGAUUGUCACGUUCAUUACGGCCGUCAUUGCUUAUCCCAAUCCGUAUACGCGAAUGAACACGAGCGAACUCAUCUUUCUACUAUUCAGCCAGUGUGGCAUCUCCAACCAGGAUCCAUUGUGUGACUACAACCGCAACUUCACCGACGUCAAUUCCGCGAUCGAGAUUGCGGCGGCCGGUCCAGGUGUAUACAAGGCCGUUUGGUUGCUAAUAUUGGCUCUCGCGAUGAAGCUGAUCAUGACGAUCUUUACGUUCGGCAUGAAGGUACCGUGCGGAUUGUUCAUUCCUUCGCUGGCCCUUGGUGCCAUCACGGGACGCGUGGUUGGCAUUGCGAUGGAGCAAUUGGCGUACAACUAUCCGAAGAUUUGGAUUUUCUCCGGUGAAUGCUCCACUGGCGACGAUUGCAUUACGCCGGGUCUGUACGCGAUGGUUGGUGCUGCUGCCGUCCUUGGAGGGGUCACCAGAAUGACAGUGUCCCUAGUGGUCAUCAUGUUCGAACUAACCGGAGGUGUCCGGUACAUUGUUCCGCUGAUGGCGGCGGCCAUGGCAUCGAAGUGGGUUGGUGAUGCGCUCGGGCGACAGGGUAUUUACGAUGCACACAUAGCGUUAAACGGGUAUCCGUUCUUGGAUAGCAAGGACGAGUUCCAGCACACAACAUUAGCGGCGGAUGUGAUGCAGCCAAAGCGAAAUGAAACGCUGGCAGUAAUAACUCAGGACUCGAUGACGGUGGAUGACAUCGAGACCCUACUCAAAGAGACUGAACACAACGGCUACCCGGUGGUUGUGUCUAAAGAGAACCAAUAUUUGGUUGGGUUCGUGCCAAGGAGGGAUCUUAAUCUAGCUUUAGCCAAUGCGAGGCGGAUUAUCGACGGUAUCACUGGUCAGUCGCUCGUUAUAUUCACCUCUGCGCAACCGGUCCAGAAUUUGGGACCUUCGCCGUUGAAGUUGAAGAAAAUUCUCGACAUGGCUCCGAUCACCGUCACCGACCAAACGCCAAUGGAAACGGUCGUGGAUAUGUUCCGCAAGCUCGGGCUGCGGCAAACACUGGUCACACACAAUGGUCGAUUACUUGGCGUGAUCACGAAAAAAGAUGUGCUCAGGCACGUGAAACAAAUGGAUAAUGAAGAUCCCAAUACCGUGCUGUUUAACUAAGGGACCCAACCCAUUGGUCCUUCUUUGGUUCUUCUCCCUGUCAGCGCAGCUAUCGAAUCAUGUUUAGCUUCCGGUGUGCAUCUUUUGUAGCCUUCCGGGAGUCGCUGGAAGAUGGAUUUUAUAUACAUAUAAACAAAUUAGCCAAUACGUAGAGAAACUGUUGAAUUGUGAACAUGUAAGGAGCAGGUUUUCGUAAGCUCGAGUAUCGAUGGCACCACCCAUGCUUUUCCACUUGUUACGGUAUUUCUUCGUUCAGUUGAUCACCAGAAGCAAAGGCACUCGUCCCGGAGAGGUGCCGGCUAGGAUUGGUGCUGAAGUAUGUUCAACCACCUAACUAACCUAAAAGCAAUAGCGCAACCCUCUUUUUGUGAUCAUUUCCAAACGAAAGCAAGGAUGUUUAGGUUCAUCGAUGAACAACGGCCGCUUGUUUAUGGCAGUGAAUAAGAACGAGAUGAGAACGAGAAUAGUUUAUUUGCGAACGAAAGGAAAAAGGAUAUUUAUAGUCGCCCGUUAUUAAUCAACCCGCCCACCUUUUGCCUGUGUUUCGUUGGCACGCUUUCAAGUUAUAUAUAUUUUCGAGGUACUUUCCGUAUCACCUUCCGCAGCUCGAUGCUAUCAUACGCGUUGAACGUACAUGAAUAGAAAGGCAUUAUCGUUUCCAGAAAACAAGACAACAGUAAAAUCACGACGAGCACUUUUCGUAAGCAAGUGAUAACGGGUUUUUUUGUUGUUUCUCUCACUCUGAAGCCGUAAUCUGUCACUAUUGAACCCAUCAGGGGCGGCGCAGGAUUUGCUGUGAGUAGUCGACAAGUUCCCGCUCGACUGGAGGCCGGAAAUUUAUUAAUAAAUUUGUAUAUUUAUGUAAUAAAACCCAGUACC
Messenger RNA from Anopheles cruzii, 3985 nucleotides. RefSeq names its product H(+)/Cl(-) exchange transporter 5 (gene ClC-c). The transcript has 14 exons. Gene Ontology annotation, molecular function: voltage-gated chloride channel activity. NCBI's taxonomy places the organism in Eukaryota, Metazoa, Arthropoda, Insecta, Diptera, Culicidae. Gene Ontology annotation, biological process: chloride transport; transmembrane transport. The record is from RefSeq and is a predicted model, not a curated record. Gene Ontology annotation, cellular component: membrane; early endosome; Golgi apparatus. Bases 329 to 3106 code for a protein of 925 amino acids.